Messenger RNA from Micropterus dolomieu (smallmouth bass), 4402 nucleotides. It is a transcript of the gene phex, whose product is annotated as phosphate regulating endopeptidase homolog, X-linked. Gene Ontology annotation, cellular component: plasma membrane. The record is from RefSeq and is a predicted model, not a curated record. Gene Ontology annotation, biological process: protein processing. The transcript has 22 exons. The coding region runs from base 312 to 2549 and encodes 745 amino acids. Gene Ontology annotation, molecular function: metalloendopeptidase activity. NCBI's taxonomy places the organism in Eukaryota, Metazoa, Chordata, Actinopteri, Centrarchiformes, Centrarchidae.
AGCAGCAGAGAGACAGAUUGGAAAAGUGAAUAACGUCUGCUGUUAUUGUGGGAAAGUUACCAGAAGCUACAGAGAGAGUGUGAAAAAAGGGAAAGAUUUUCUUUAAUUUCAGGUAGAUGUUGCUAUAACUUUUUGGGUUUACUUUUCUCCAUAAAUUAGAUUUUUUUUGCAGCUUUUUCUGUCAGAAGUUUUUGCUCUCCUGUUUUCUUCAGUUUUUUCAGCUCAGUGCUUCCCCAACCAUAAAGUUAGAUUUUUAGGGAGUGUGGGUGAGUGUGUGUGUGUGUUUUUAUGUACGUUUGAUAUAGUAAGUCAUGGAACUGGAGCAUUUAGGUGGUGGCGGGGUUAAACCUGAGAGGGGCAACACUCGUCUCUACAGGAUAGCACUGGCCAUGUGUGUGUGUCUCUGUGCUGCUCUGCUGCUUGCACUCAUACUGGUCUCUCAAAAAUCUAGUCAGGAGGAGUUCUGUCUGAGCCCAGAAUGCAUUGAAGCAGCGGGGUCUGUUCUGAGUAAAAUGGAUCAGUCCGUUAACCCCUGCGAGGACUUCUAUAGUUUCUCCUGUGGUGGGUGGUUAAAGGAGAACCCAAUUCCAGAGGAUUCGUCCUCAUAUGGCAUCUACCCCUGGCUGCGGCAGCAUGUAGACAUCCGACUCAAAGAGUUACUGGAAGCUUCUUCAGGCCCUGAUGAACUGGAGGCAGUGACCAAGGCUAAGAUCCUCUAUCGCUCCUGUAUGAAUGAGACUUUACUGGAGCAGAUGGACACCAAACCGAUGCUGAAAACACUUAAGCAGCCUGAGUUUCGGUGGCCUGUUGUGGGGGAUGGGCUCGGCGGGGAGUAUCAGUGGUCGGAGGUGCAGUGGAGCCUCCUCAAGACACUGGCAGAGAUGAGGAACCAGCACAGUAAGAGCGUCCUGAUUCGCCUGUACGUCUCCCCCGAUGACAAAAACUCCUCAUACUACGUAAUCAAGCUCGAUCAGGCGUCCUUGUCUCUGCCCUCCAGGGAAGACUACAUCACCAACACUUCCUCUGCCCGGGCGUAUCGUGCAGCCUUGCUUAGUUUGAUGGUAGAUACAGCCCUCAUGCUUGGCGCUCCAGAGAAAGCAGCACUGACCCAGAUGGAAAAAGCUCUUGCCUUCGAGACAAAACUGGCUCAUAUCCUGAUUCCCUAUGAAAACCGCACCAGUGAGAACAUGUACAACAAAUACACACUCUCUCGUCUGCAGCGCUCCAUACCACAGUUUGAUUGGCUGGGUUUUGUAAAAGCUGUGGUGGAGUCUAAAGACGACCCGGUUCGGUCUAUCUCCUCCUCUGAGCCCAUCAUCGUACGAGCUCCGCAGUACUUCAAGGACCUUUUCAAGCUCAUUAACACCACAGAUCCCAGGACUGUAGCCAACUACGUGCAAUGGAGGACAGUUUUUUCCAGGAUCACCACUCUGAGCCGUCGUUUUCUUUACAGAUACCUGGACUAUGCUCGGGUAACCACGGGAACCACCUCUCUGACCCCGCGCUGGGAUAAGUGUGUUAACUACGUCGAGAACUCGCUUGUUUAUGCCACCGGGCGCCUCUUUGUUAACACACACUUCCAGGAGGACAAGAAACAUAUGAUGGAGGAGCUGAUCCAGGGCGUUCGCUGGGCUUUCAUCGACAUGCUGGAGAAGGAGAACAACUGGAUGGAUCAACCAACGAAGAAGAGAGCGAUAGAGAAGGCUCAUGCAGUUCUGGCUAAGGUCGGCUACCCCGAGUUUAUUCUGAACGACACCUACCUCAAUGAAGACUUAAAGCAGCUAGCGUUCAGCGAGACUGACUACUACGGGAAUGUGAUGCAGACGUUGAGGUUCAUUGCCCAAUCUGAUAUCACCUGGCUCCGAAAGAGCGUCCCACGUACAGAGUGGUUUACAAACCCAACAACUGUGAACGCUUUCUACAGUUCCUCCACUAAUCAAAUCAGAUUCCCUGCUGGAGAGCUUCAAAAACCCUUCUUUUGGGGGAGAGAGUAUCCAAGAUCAUUAAGUUAUGGCGCCAUCGGGGUGAUAGUAGGACAUGAGUUAACACACGGCUUUGACAAUAACGGUCGCAAGUAUGACAAAAAUGGCAACCUUGACCAGUGGUGGAGCAACUCGUCUGUGACAGGCUUCACUGAGAAGACCCAGUGUAUGAUUGACCAGUAUAAUAACUACUACUGGGACGAGGCAGGCCUAAAUGUGCGAGGCAAGAGGACUCUGGCAGAAAACAUAGCCGACAACGGAGGAAUAAGAGAGGCUUUUAGGGCGUACAGGCGGUGGGUAGAUGAGAGCAGAGGUGGUGUGGAGGAGCCUCUGCUGCCUGGAAUCGGACUAAACAACAACCAACUGUUCUUCCUGAGCUAUGCACAUGUGAGAUGCAACUCAUAUAGACCAGAAGCAGCCAGGGACCAGAUCCAGAGUGGAGCUCAUAGUCCACCGAAAUACAGAGUUAUCGGAGCGAUGAGUAACUAUGAAGAGUUUCGGAAAGCGUUCAGCUGUCCCGAGUCGUCAGUUAUGAACCGAGGCGCACAGUCCUGUCGGGUGUGGUGACCUUUGACCUCAGCUUGACCCUGAACCAGGCCAGAGCUUUCAGCUGGACGUCCUUAAAAAGACUGAUAAUGCUGGACUUAGCCAACAGAGUUUACAUGAUGCGGAAACAAUGAAGCAAAAAUGAAGCAGAGUUGUUCUCACUGAAAAACCCUAACGUAUAAACAUGUCGGGGUAACAGUGGAACAUUUUAGAGACUGACUAUUGUUACUGCAACAAAUCUGUAACUGUUUCCACAGGUACAUUGACUGCGUAUGUUGCAGUAACUGCAUAAAUUGUGACUGAAGCUGUUUGUUAAGGACCAUAAUUUAUGAAUUAUAGAAAUGUUAUGAGCCCCUUUUUACAACAACAGCCCUGCAUGUACUGUGUAAUGUGUGACUUGAUGAAGCUAGCUAGCUAGCUAGCGUCUUAUGGGAAUAAAACAUGUACAUUAAUGCAAAGGUACAGUGACAGGAACCUAUAUUACUAAUAUUACUGUAACUGGGAAGCAGAAGUUUAUCAGGUCAAUAUGUGCAUAUAUUCAUUAGCAGCCUUUUGAUUAAUUCCCCAACACCCUGAACUAAAGAUUAAUUUUAUGUUUGAGCAUAAAUAUGAGCAAAACAUGCAAAACAGGAUGCAAAAAUAUUCAAGUCAAUUUGAAGUCAUAUUAAGUCUUAAAAAUCUAUCAUAAUUUAUCAUAAUGUAGUACUUGCAGAGCAGUAAAAUGAUAACCUGCUAGCAUAUCUUUAAGAAUGAAUAUGUGGUUAACCUCUCUAAGAUGGAGUAUGUUUUGUGUAUUUGUGUGUGUGUGUGUGUGUGUGUGUGGUGGUGGUAGGGGGGGGGUUGGCUCCCCUUUGAUACAUCUCGGUCCUGUCUUGGUUUCUGCCCCACUUUGUUUCAAUCUCCUUUUCGGUUUCGGGCAUUUAUAUUCAUUCUGCUGCAGUUCCGCCGCAGGCAAAAUGAACUCGCAGAAUUACAAGCACUCAAACUACAAGAUGCACUCUCUCCAUUUGUCUUUCUGUCUCUGUUACCGAGCUGCACUGCUGAGGUGCACUCACACAUCAGCUCAGUUUGUAGUAUUUGAUGUCGCUCUGGAGUAUUUUACACGGCAGGUUCACAAGUUUGUCAGAAAAUGUGAAGGAUAUAUCAUCUACAAUAUUGUUAAUCAGGAGUUAUCACUAAAAGACAUUACAUGUUUGUUUCAUAGAUUAAAAUCUAUGAAAUUCUGUUUCUCUUUCGUCCACAUUUAUCUUUCUAACUUGUAUUAUUCUGCUUUUUGAAGCACAUGGAAUUUAAAAGUAGGUUUGCAACUAAGGGUUAUUUUCAUCAUAAAUGUAUCUUAAAUGAAUUUUCUUUUAGUCUAAAAAAUGUCAGAUAAUAGUGAAAAAUGCCAUAAUAUCAUAAUUUCCCAGAGAUGUCUUGUUUUGUCCAACCAAAGCCAAAGGCACUUAGUUUACAAUGAUCUGAAGCAGUAAAACACAACAAAUUCUCUCAUUUUGAGAGAAGCAAAUGUUACACAUUUCUCCUUGAUAAAUGACUUGAAUCUAUUAUCAAGAUUGUUGAUGAUUAAUUUUUCUUAAUUGACUUAUCUUUCAGCAUCACUGCAAUCACCCUGUAAGCUUUAUUUUGAAAUUCUGAAUGCUCCAAAGAAAACAUUUAUUGAAAACACUGUAUAUUAUAAAAUUUACUUUAUUUACAUUUUAUUAUCAGCAAAGUGUUUUUCUUCAUAUAUAAUAAUUUUGUAACUUAAUGGGACGAAUUAUUGUUUAUAACUUUUCCAUCGAGAAAAUGUUUGCAUCUGGAUGCUGUGAUUAUGGUUUUCUGUGUUGCUGUUUUUGGUUGUGCUCUGUCAGAUUCUAAUAAAACUCUUGACAUUG